UUUCCCCAAGUUUCACUUUAUCAACAACAACAGGCUGCGCACAUACUGAGGACUCUUUUUUUUUUUAGACGCAAGCAAUCAAAGAGUUAUAAAAAAAAAAACCGUUCUGUAUUUAAAACAAUGGUAACAAUGUUUUUUUAGCAAUAUUAACAUCUUCGGUAAGAAUUAGACGCUGAACCCUGGACCAAUAUCGCCUUUUAAAUAAUUCCGGAAGACAGAAUCUAGAUCUAGAUAUGCUGUAAUCGAAACCUAAACCUGGAAACCAAAAGGUGAAAGGUGCGCUUUAAACUCCUGAAAAGUGGCCAUGACAUAGGUUAUUUCCCAUAAGUAUGGAGAAUUACUACACCCUUGUCUAACAAGUACAUCAUAACUAUUACCUGCACUUCAACCACAUUAUGGCUCUCUCAGCCAUCCCAGAAUGGAGGGAUAAGAUGGUAGGAGAGCAGCAAGUAGAGGAUGAGUUUACCUGCCCAGGUGUGUUGCAGGGCUCUUUGCUAUCCCUGAAACCCACAGUGGAGCGAGUGUUUGCUUUGACUUUGAGAAUUGGUGGGGAAGACGACUCAUAUAGCUCUCAGGAUGGACAAAUUUGGCUACAACUUAAGGGAAGAAAACAAGAAGUUGAGGCAGCAAAACUUUUUAUAAAAGGUUUUGUGAACCAGGAGGCUCAAAAGGAAGUUCAAUAUCCACCUGUCCUUCAGUGUGUGUUCUGCGGUGCCAAGGGGUUGUUUAUUGACUGCCUGGUUAGAAAUACCUCAGCGCAUAUAGUGGUUGGCUCAGUAGGUUGUCUUCUCAUCUUUGGGCUGGCUGAGUCUGUUGUGAGGGCCUACUCUCUUGUCAUAGACCUGGUAGACAAGUACAGUUCUAGCCAAGUGCAACCCUCUGAGGCAAAAAAUGAGUCCAUGGAUUCUCGUCGGGCCUUCAAAUCCCUGGUGGAAAGACUGGAGGACAGUCACACUCUAGAACUGUUGGUCCUGCCAGUGACCGUUAAAGAAGUUCUUCUGGACUUAGUUAAGCAGUCAGGACUAGAGCCAAACACUUUGGACAGUGGUGUAAUUUCAGCUGGAGCCACAUAUCCUCUAAACCUUCAGGAUAGGAUGGACAGACUGAUGCUAAGAGAAUCUAAGGAGGGCCAGAACCAUGACAUUUUACAGACUGCCACCAUUUCGCCCAAAGCAAAUGGGACACCUUAUUUUAAUUUUACAGAGUACAGAAUAUCAGAUACAGGAAAGCAAGUUAAUCAAGUAGAGUCUCCUAGUCACUUCUUCCACUCUUUGGUAGCACCUGGUGCUGCAAGUUCAGAUAUAAAGAAACAGGACAGAGAAAUACAAAAGUGGUCUGAAAGUGUAUCCCAUAGUAUAGAAAAAGAAGGAGAGUCAAAUCAGGAGGAUCAACAGGGAGAAAACUUGUUGUCCACAGCAAGCAAACAAGAAAAUGAACACCUACUUAAAUUCUUCACUGCUAUGGGCUUCAAUGAUGAGGUGGUAUGCAGGGUUUUAGCACGUACUGGACCCAGAGAACCCUCUGAGGUUCUUGACCUGAUCCAGCAAGAGCAAGAUAAGGCCAUGAUCAGGAUCGUAAAGCAAGAGGUGAAUGGGGCUAAAGAGGCCAAAGCUGAGGAUUUUGUCCUUGGUGUGAUGAAGAAAGCAGCAGCCAGCUGUGGGUACACAGAGGAUAAGGUGACUGAGAUUUACAGCAACCUCCCUGAAUUGAAACCACAUGACCUGAUCCUGGAACUACAGAGAAAGGGCAUGGGAGAACAAAGUGGAGAGAAAGAGAGCAACAUAAAGAAAGCAGAAGAAACAGAGGAACCAAAGAGAAACACACACAUUCUUCAAGGAGCCAAAGAAAAUCCUUUAAUGGAAGAGAAAAAAACUAAGAGAAUUAAUGAGAAGACUGGAAUGACAAAUAUAGAAAUGACUGACAAUGAUAUAAGAGUAAGUUUAGAAGGAGUAAAUAAAAAGAAGCAGGACAUCCAAGCACGUGGAAGAGGAAGGUCAAGUGUAGGAAUGAGGUUGCCAGCACACUUAACAGAGCCAGACUUGGCAAGCACUAAACCAGAUAUUUUUUCAUCUUCUCAAAAUCAGCCCCCAUUCCAUACCAUUUCAACUUCUGUUUGUGGGCCACCUCAGCCUACUUACCAUUCUCCACUGCACACCAACAUCUCAGAAGAAAAAAAUGCACCAGUAGAGCAAUCUUUCCUCAGGCCUAAGCACAAACCUCAAUCAAGCAAACCAGGAGCAGUCAUAACCGGACAGCAACGCUUCUUGGAAGGCUUACAGACACCAUUUGUCCUCCAGCUGAAGGAUGACCAGGCUGACCCUGGGCUGCGGCAGAUCAUUAUUGAUGGAAGCAAUGUUGCCAUGACGCAUGGUUUGGGUAUAUUUUUCUCCUGUCGAGGCAUUGCGCUGGCUGUGGAAUACUUCUGGAACCAAGGCCAUCGCAAAAUCACAGCACUUGUUCCCCAGUGGAGGCAGAAGAAAGACCCAAAGAUAAAAGAGCAGCACUUUAUGGCACAACUGCAGGAUCUUGGUCUCCUCUCAUUUACACCAUCUAGAGAGUUUAAAGGACAGAGGAUAAAUUCCUAUGAUGACAGAUUUAUGCUACAUCUUGCAAGGCAGACAGAUGGAGUGAUUGUAACAAAUGACAACAUGAGAGACCUUGUGGAUGAAUCAUUUGGAUGGAAAGAAAUAAUCAAGACAAGAUUGCUCCAGUACGUGUUUGCUGGGGACCUCUUUAUGGUGCCGGAUGAUCCUCUAGGCCGAAGUGGACCUCAUAUUAAGGACUUCUUACGGUCACAAAACAGGCCCCCUGUUCCAGGCAAUCACACAUUUGCUGGUACGGCCUCAAAUUUCCCCCAACUUGCCUCUCAGCCCAGACCUCAGACAGAAGUGCUGAACUACCGUGAACGGACACCUGGGGGCAUCAGUAGACCUCAAGGGGCAGUCAGAGGUCAUUCCCAGAGCAGAAAGGAGAGGUCAGCAGAGGAGACACUUAGGUUGAAGCAGGAUUUGCUGCAGAUUUUUCCAGGGCAGGAGAGUGUGAUCAUAAUGACCCUACAGUGCUACCCAGGUGAUACAGAUAUUAACCGACUGUCAUAUUACAUUCUGGAACAAGUAAGUUCAGAGGAGUAGACUUUGAUAUGAGAGAAACUGGCUCAAAAAUAUAAAACUUUGAAAGCAGACUAUGCGUAAAUCUAUGGGCUUGUAUUCACAAAGUGUUUAAAAAUAACAAGGAAAGCCAGAAACUCUUGAUAUUAAAACAUAAAAACUAUCAGUCCUUAAAUUUUAGAUGUGAAGUGUUAGUUAUUUGCAGUGCUACAAAAAAUGUUCAUUGGCUUGGAAUUUGAUCUGUUUCAUCUGUUGCUAAAAAAGUUCAGAAAAUACAGUAGGUAUAUUUUGGACCAGCUCUGUGUAAACAUAAUCCUCAUUUAGUCUUGUGCAUUCCUAUUUAAAAUGAUUUACUGAUCAAAACAGCGAUUCCUUCAUUUUUUCAUAUCAGAUAUUUACAUAAAUUACUCUUUCUUUUGAUUUUGCAAUGCUGCAUAUUGUGGUCAUUUUAAUUGAAUUGAACAUUUUAAUUGAUGCAAUUUUACCAAAUAAUAUGGUGUCACUGGCUAUAUUAUCUUGUAAAAUAUCAAUUUCAUAAUGAAUUUUGUGAAUUGUGAAUGAUUUUGAAAAUCUGACAAUAAAUUCUUUUUCAUCAGGAAUGUUGGAAUAUCUGUGUACCAAAUAUGUUGUGUGUUAAAUUGGUGGGUAUCCAAAGCAUCAUGGGCCAAGUAGUCAUUAUCUGUGCUCUCUUAUAUAUCUGUCAAAAAGCUGUUAAUUUUGUUAUUGCUAGUAAGCAGAAUACAAUUUAAAAAAAUCAUUUAUAUGUGGUAACAUUUUUAAGACACUUAAUUCAUAAAGCACAAAGCCUUAUUUGUUUUACACUGUCCUUUAAGCAAUAUUAGAGAUUUAGUGCAUUAAUUAUCCAGCAAUGUGGUAGAGAAGGUGUUCCCUUUCAAAUGUCAUGAAUUGAUGCUAUGGGAAUGCCGUUGUGAAAACGGUGUCUGAAGCAUGUGUGAACACAUGCCAGUUUCAUUGGCUGAUAGAGGUCAGGUAACAUCAGCGCACACCAACAAGACCAUAAAAGGACAUCUACAUCACAUAUCCCCAGCAUCUUUGUCUUCAGGAAGCCAUUUGUCUGUCUGUGUGAAUUGUCUGUCUGUUUUGUUCA
Messenger RNA from Hemibagrus wyckioides, 4215 nucleotides. RefSeq names its product protein KHNYN-like. The record is from RefSeq and is a predicted model, not a curated record. The coding region runs from base 396 to 3131 and encodes 911 amino acids. NCBI's taxonomy places the organism in Eukaryota, Metazoa, Chordata, Actinopteri, Siluriformes, Bagridae. Gene Ontology annotation, molecular function: mRNA binding; RNA endonuclease activity. Gene Ontology annotation, cellular component: nucleus; cytoplasmic ribonucleoprotein granule. The transcript is spliced from 10 exons.